UGUGGGAAAAAAUACCGAGGCUCCUAUUGGAUAAACGAAUAGCAAAACAACGCUAUAUCUUGAGUGAAUGCUAUGGUGUGUUAAUAAAUGUUCCUAGUAGUGUUGUGUACUUUAAUUACGAUGAAAAUCUAAGCAAAUCUAUUUGGAAUUAAAGACUUGUAAAGCUAGAAAUCAAAAUGGCCGACGAGCCUGACAGGAAUCAAUUUUAAUUUUGAAAAGGGUCACAUUCCAUUACCUGCCUUUGUGUUUUCAACUUCGCCUAACCGUAAACCAGCCAAAAGCUUGGAGUGAAACACGACACGUUUAAUUCGUGCUGUAAUUGAGGCUGCAAGUAUUAUGUCAUCGGCUGGAUCCAGCGGCUCGGGACGCGGCAGAGGCAGCCACGUUCAAGGUGAACAAAAAGAGACUAAAGAAAGCAAACCGAAUCCGAAGAUGUCGAAGGCGCUGGGUACAUCGGCCAAGCGAAUCCAAAAGGAACUGGCCGAGAUCACCCUCGAUCCGCCGCCAAACUGUAGCGCCGGACCAAAGGGCGAGAACUUCUAUGAAUGGGUUUCCACAAUUUUGGGACCACCAGGUUCUGUCUAUGAAGGAGGCGUCUUCUUCUUGGACAUCCACUUCUCUCCUGAAUACCCAUUCAAACCACCCAAGGUCACAUUCAGAACGCGUAUCUACCAUUGUAACAUCAACAGUCAAGGUGUGAUUUGCCUCGACAUCCUUAAAGACAACUGGUCGCCCGCCCUCACCAUCUCAAAAGUUUUGCUUUCGAUCUGCUCCCUACUCACAGAUUGCAAUCCAGCCGAUCCGCUAGUUGGCAGUAUAGCAACGCAAUACCUGCAGAACAGAGAAGAACACGACCGCAUCGCCAGAUUGUGGACUAAGCGUUACGCAACGUGAUUUGCUAAAACGACGCGGGCAGCUUCCAACGAUGUCAGUACACUUUGCCAAUGUGGCACAAAAAUAUUAUGGUAUAAUUCGUCUACUAUCCAUUUCAUCGUCAAAUCAUCGUUAAAAAAUCAAUUACUCUCCAUUACUUGGUUGUCUUGAAUGUCCAUUUGCAACAAUUUGUAUCACAUGUUAAGUUAUUUGUAGAACAUUUACUGUUAUACUCUCUUAUUCAAAUGAAAAUAAUCGGAAUAAACUUUUUAGUGAAUAUUAGUUUUAAAUACGUUAAAUUAUUUUUCAUCUCAGUGGCCAAAUCACUAUUUAACUCGUCUUGGUUUGAAUCCAUUAUAGUAUAAAUGUACCAUGUAGAUAAUACUACGUUUUUAAGUUCCUCUUUUUAAUUGAUUUUGGACAAUAAGUGAUUUAUGUCUACAAAUUUCAAACUAAUCUUGUUCUUCAUAUCAAUCGCAAGAUUUAAUUUUGAAUGUCUAUCUUAUGAAUGUAAUAUUUCUCCUGCAGCAGAUAGGUUCCUUCCUGCAAAUUGUGCAAUUAUUAAAAAUGUGUAGAUUGCUUAUACAGAUAAAACUUUUUAACGACUUCGUUUUACAUUGGGGCACUUUGAUUUAUUUUUGUAUGCAUUUGUGUUUGAAAAUAUUCCUCGUUAAUUGGUAUUUUUCUCAUAUCAGUUGGUAAUGUAACCGAGUGCUCCAGAUCUGUGAAUAUUCUGAUUUUAAGGCGGUAACGUUAUAAAAUACAAUUAUAUUGUUUUAUGCUAACUUUUGUUGCGUUCUACAUAAAUUGAAACUGUGUAUUAUAUUUAUAUUAUUUAUUUGUGAUUGAAUUUUAUAGCGCUACGAGCUAUAGGUAUAUUAUGUGAUGUGUAUUUUCGAUUGAGGAUGUACUUGUAUUGUGACUAUAUCCUCCUCUCCCAAACUGCUUGUGUAAAGUAUAAUUUUUUUACUAAAGUAAGAGAAUAUGGACUAUUCUUCUAGUAAGUAAUGUCUAGUUAAUGUAACAAUAAAAUUUUAGUAAGUAAUGUA
Messenger RNA from Aethina tumida (small hive beetle), 1922 nucleotides. RefSeq names its product ubiquitin-conjugating enzyme E2-24 kDa (gene Ubc2). Bases 337 to 894 code for a protein of 185 amino acids. NCBI's taxonomy places the organism in Eukaryota, Metazoa, Arthropoda, Insecta, Coleoptera, Nitidulidae. Gene Ontology annotation, biological process: protein polyubiquitination. Gene Ontology annotation, molecular function: ubiquitin conjugating enzyme activity. Gene Ontology annotation, cellular component: nucleus. The transcript has 4 exons. The record is from RefSeq and is a predicted model, not a curated record.